AUGGGCAAGCGCAAGCAGAUGGACGAUGGUGUGCCGAGCCGAGAAGACAAGAGGGCCAAGAGGCAGACAUCUGCUGCGACUACCUCGACACCGUCAAGAGUCCUCAGAUCGGUCAAGGCCCAAACGACAGCAGCAGCUCGCGAUGCUGUCUUUAAGACCACAGAACUGCUCGAGAACAUUCUGAUCCAGCUACCACCGAUGAACAUCAUCCAAGUUCAGCGCGUUAGCAAGCUAUUUAAGGAGGUCAUCGAGAACUCUCCGACCGCACAUAAGCUGCUGUCGCCAGAGGUGAAGAGCGAGAGUAAGCAUUGGGCAGUCAAGUUCGACUUUACCCGACAGAGGUGGUUUUACGGUCAGUCCGGAACGAGCAAAUCAUCGGAUUGA
Messenger RNA from Fulvia fulva, 384 nucleotides. RefSeq lists its product as uncharacterized. The record is from RefSeq and is a predicted model, not a curated record. Bases 1 to 384 code for a protein of 127 amino acids. The transcript has a single exon. Lineage: Eukaryota; Fungi; Ascomycota; Dothideomycetes; Mycosphaerellales; Mycosphaerellaceae. Gene Ontology annotation, molecular function: protein binding.